AUGGUGAACUGUGCAGUAUACGGUUGUACUAACCGCACCAAGAGAGCCCCAAAUGAUGAAAACUUCGUGACUGUAGGAUUCUUUGCUAUCCCAAAAGUCGUCACUGGUCAGUGUGCGAAGACGGCGGCCCUCAGCGCUGCUAGGAGGGCCGAAUGGUUUCGCAGAAUUCGGCGCGACGACGUCGACGAGUCUUCGACGCAUUAUCGGGUGUGCGGUGUGCACUUCAUCUCAGGACGCCCCACGUACGUCAUGGACGACAUGAAUCCCGACUGGGCUCCGAGCCUUAAGCUCGGGUACGGCGACAGAGCAGCUGACCGAACGGCGUCCGAUCGCAGGUACAAAAGAGCGCAGGCACGAAAAUCGGCGCAGACCGCUCGUGGUCAGCCACUUUUGCUCUCUGGCAUGGAUGCCAGGAAGGAGAGCACACUCAUCUCGACCGAGGACCUGGCCCCUGCAAGUCCACUGCUCGUGGAGGCUGCCAAGCCUGCACUGGAGGACUGCUGCUGCACCUCGGAAGACCUAGCUGUCGAAGAGGACAUGCCGGGCGAAAACGAGGAAACAGAGAGGUCCCCAGAUUGUGGCCUUGGAUCAGAAAUGUAUGAUUGUGGCCAAACAACAGACAUCACCCUGCAAUCUAUGGCCCUCCUAGAAGAUGAAAAUCGGCAGCUGAUGUCAGAUCUGAGAGACGCAAGAGCAAAACUUGCAGCUCAUUGCCUGGAUGAGGACGCCUUCCAGGAAAACAAGGACAUGGUCCCUUUCUACACUGGCCUUCCUAACUUUGCAAUUCUGUUAGCCGUUUUUCAGCUCAUCCAACGUCGAGUGAGCCACAACGAUCGCAAUUGCCUGACAAAGUUUCAGGAGAUGAUUGUAUUCCUGAUCCGCCUGCGUCUGAACACUCCACUGCAAGACUUGGCGUACAGGUUCCAGGUAUCGCAGCCCACCAUCUCAAGGAUAGUCGACAGGUGGCUGGAAGCUGCGUUCACGUCAAUGGCUCAGUUGGCAUGUACUGCGCACGCUUGGAAAUUCCUGCCUUCACAAGAGGCCGGCCACAACUGGCACCUUCUGCGGUUGAGGCAACACGAAAGCUAG
Messenger RNA from Ixodes scapularis (black-legged tick), 1089 nucleotides. RefSeq lists its product as uncharacterized. Bases 1 to 1089 code for a protein of 362 amino acids. The record is from RefSeq and is a predicted model, not a curated record. NCBI's taxonomy places the organism in Eukaryota, Metazoa, Arthropoda, Arachnida, Ixodida, Ixodidae. The transcript has 7 exons.